GCUUGAAAAGAUCCUAAGUCAAUACUUUACUCAUAGGGGUGAAGGAAACCUAUCAAACCUGUUUAGAAAAUGACCAGGCUUUCAGUCUGCGUAAAGCUGUUGGAACGAGGGAGCAAAGGUAAAGAAUGAUGUAAUGCGUGGCUGCCCCAAAGCAUCUUUUGUUGUGGAAUGGUUAUUCCAGUCAUCUCUUUAUGAAUCAAAUGUGAGGGGCUGCUUUGUGGGAGGAGUCCUUUGCAAGUGCACAUCAGCAGGAAAGAGAAAGAGACACUCACUUGGACAGCUUUUGCUGAAAAUGGGUUUAACUCCCUUUUUGCCAGUCACCACCAGCCUGACCUCAUACAUUUCUAGUACAAUGGGGUGGCUGAGCCUCUGAGCACACCACCAUUACAUCAUCGUGGCAAGUUACAGAAGGAGGUGGGAAAAGAGGACUCACUGUUGUCAUGGCCCAUGAGAUGAUUGGAACUCAAAUCCUUACUGAGAGGUUGGUGGCUCUGCUGGAAAGUGGAACGGAGAAAGUGCUGCUAAUUGACAGCCGGCCUUUUGUGGAAUACAAUACAUCCCACAUUUUGGAAGCCAUUAAUAUCAACUGCUCCAAGCUUAUGAAGCGAAGGUUGCAACAAGACAAAGUGUUAAUUACAGAGCUCAUCCAGCAUUCAGCAAAACAGAAGAUCGACAUCGAUUGUAGCCAGAAGGUUGUCGUUUAUGACCAAAGCUCGCAAGAUGUUGCCUCUCUAUCUUCAGACUGUUUUCUCACUGUACUCCUGGGUAAACUGGAGAAGAGCUUCACCUCUGUACACCUGCUUGCAGGUGGGUUUGCAGAGUUCUCCCGGUGUUUCCCUGGCCUCUGUGAAGGAAAGUCCGCUCUAGUCCCUACCUGCAUUUCUCAGCCCUGCCUUCCUGUCGCCAACAUCGGACCAACCCGAAUUCUCCCCAAUCUUUACCUGGGCUGCCAGCGAGAUGUCCUCAACAAGGAGCUGAUGCAACAGAACGGGAUUGGCUAUGUGCUGAACGCCAGCAAUACCUGCCCAAAGCCGGACUUCAUCCCCGAGUCUCAUUUCCUGCGCGUGCCUGUGAAUGACAGCUUUUGUGAGAAGAUCUUGCCCUGGCUGGACCGAUCAGUGGAUUUUAUUGAAAAGGCAAAGGCCUCCAACGGGUGUGUGCUCGUGCACUGCUUGGCCGGGAUCUCACGCUCCGCCACCAUCGCCAUUGCCUACAUCAUGAAGAGGAUGGGUAUGUCCUUAGAUGAAGCUUACAGAUUUGUGAAAGAAAAAAGACCUACAAUUUCUCCAAACUUCAAUUUUCUGGGCCAACUCCUGGACUAUGAGAUGAAGAUUAAGAAGCAGACUGGAGCCUCAGGGCCAAAAAGCAAACUCAGGCCUGUCCCUGCCGUCUCAGAGGGUGCACAGAAGAGCGAGCGGUCCCUCAGUCCACCCUGUGCCCCCUCUGCUACCUCGGAGGCAGCGGGACAGAGGCCUGUGCAGCCUGCCAGUCUGCCCAGCAUACAGCCCGCCCUGCUGGAGGACAGCGCGCUGGUCCAGGCGCUCAAUGGGCUCCACCUGUCCUCAGACAAGCUGGAAGACAGCAGUAAGCUCAAGCGUUCCUUCUCCCUGGAUAUCAAGUCCGUGUCGUACUCCGCCAGCGUGGCAGCAUCCUUGCAUGGCUUCGCCGCCUCGGAGGAUGCUCUCGAGUACUACAAGCCUCCCGGUGCUUUGGAUGGGACCAGCAAACUCUGCCAGUUCUCCCCAGUCCAGGAAGUCUCGGAGCAGACUCCAGAAACCAGCCCAGACAAGGAGGACGCCAACAUCCUCAAGAAGCCCCAGGCACCCAGGCCUUCAGAGAGCCAGAGCAAGCGCCUGCACUCGGUGAGAGCCAGCAGCAGCGGUGCCUCCCAAAGGGCUGCCUGCUCCCCACUGCACCGGAGUGGGAGCGUGGAGGACAACUCCCACGCCAACUUCCUCUUUGGCCUUUCCACCAGCCAGCAACACCUCGCUAAGUCCGCCGCUGGGCUGGGCCUCAAGGGCUGGCACUCCGAUAUCUUGGCUCCCCAGCCCUCUACUCCUGCCUUGACCAGCGGCUGGUAUUUUGCCACAGAGCCCUCUCACUUCUACUCCGCCUCGGCCAUCUAUGGAGGCAAGACCUGCUACUCGGCCUACAGCUGCAGCCAGCUGCCCACUUGCAGUGACCAACUCUUCUCUGUGCGCAGGCGGCAAAAGCCAAGUGACAGAGCCGACUCCCGGCGGAGCUGGCACGAAGAGAGCCCCUUUGAGAAGCAGUUUAAACGCCGAAGCUGCCAGAUGGAAUUCGGAGAGGGCAUCAUGUCGGAGAGCAGGUCACGGGAAGAACUGGGGAAAGUGGGCAGUCAGCCUAGCUUUUCAGGCAGCAUGGAGAUCAUCGAGGUUUCCUGAGAAGAACGAACAGCACCUGGCACUUGUAGGGACUGUGUGUUUGCGAGAUUCCCGGUAAAUCUGAAAUAGAUAUAUGUGUGUACCGACCUAUUUUUUGGAAAAUGGAGCUCUGGUGUCAAAGCAAAAGAUGGAUCCCCACAGUUGGUGUUGCUAAAUGUCUGCACUCUGGGAGAUGGACCAGCUAACCUCUCUCGGCAAGUGUGGGAAGGGCAGAUCGAGGAGAUUUACCCCUAGACCGAUGAAGGGUAGUUUUAUGCAAGGAAUUGCUUAUCCUCGUGUGUGUGUGUGUGUGUGUGUGUGUGUGUGUGUGUGUGUGUACAUACACACACACAAGGUGUUGUUUGUUUUGUCUUGUGUUUGUGGUGUUCAAGGACAGAACCCCUGCCAUUUUUGUGUUGUGCUACAAAGAGGUCUCAAUACUUGUCCAGUCCCUUCCACAGUGCACCUUAGCGCUGAGACUGAGCCAGCCUGUGGGUCAGCUGUGACCCUGUUAGGGACAGAAACUUAACGGUAAAGCCAAAAGGAAUGGUGGCAUCGGAAGCUGGUCCACAGACGCCAGCUUGCAGAGAGCGACACAGGCGUCGUGCUCUGGACAGACCGUUAGGGGACUCGCCAUGAUUGACUUCGAGCAUAGCCAGUACCUCAGACAGUAAGGAUGGGGUUCCCCACUCCCCCGUCCGGGAGCCCGCUAUGUAAGCAUUGGGAACAGGGAGGUAGCUAGUCAUACUUUUCAGCCCAAUCCCAAGUGUUGAUGCACAAAAUUCCAGUUGGGCCUAGAUGGAGACUGUACCUGCCUUUUUGGUGUGUUUUCUUUCCACCAUCCUCUCAGCUUUACGAAAAGACGAGGGAGACCAUCUAGGGUUCAAUCGAACAGCCAGGAACCAGGAAACAGCUGAAACUGGGGCCUAAAUAGGCCUCCCUCCCUCUGUAGAAAUCAAAGACUUGUUUAAAAUGGGACGGUUGGUCCCUUACAUAGAGAUGAACUGGUUUUCCAGCCAAAUGUGAAUUUCCUGGGCGUGCAGCAGAGCAGCGGCGCCUUUGAGACCUCAGCCAGAGUCCAGGUUCCCAUUUCUGUGUCACGGCCAGGAUGCACCUUGUGGACAUGCUACCUGUAAGGCAGCAUUUUACCGAAAACCACUACAGGGAGAAAGUUGGCAGGAAGAUAGAUCAAGGGGAGUAAAGAUGCUGAGAACGGGCUCCCAAGGAGAGGCAGCAGGGACCUGUUAGGGUUCUCUCUCUCUCUCCCUCUCUGUUUUCCUCUCCCCUCGGCCUGUAAGGAGGGUGGUGUUUCUAGAAUUUCCUCAGUCUUUGCCAGGGCUGGGAGACUUCAUUAAGUAAGGAAUAUUCAAAGUGAUGAACGAGCCGGUCUUGUUCGGUGAUGUUGCUUCGUGGCUGAUGGGAGUUGAAAAGCGUUGUCAUGAGCCACCUCCAGCCUCUCUGCAGUCGAAGGGACCACGGGCCCUCGCAGCCUGGGAGCUCCCCUCACUGGGUGGACCCCGCGUGGCCCCUGGCGCUGCGGGGUGAUUGGAACUAGUCCGCAGGGCGCGUCCAUGUCUGCUCUUAAAUUUCCUGGCUCGGGUUUUGUCAACGCCUGGGCCUCCUGGAAGCCUUACUGACGCCACCAGUGUUUGGGGCUCUGCGGGGUGGGGCGGGUUGUCCCUGUUCUUUACUGUAAGGGUAGCUAGUUGCUGACUUAUAUCUCAGGUUUUUCGAUGUUUGAGACAUGGACCGCGCUUUGACUAGGCGGUGACUUGGCGUUUCCUGUGGUGACGGCGAAGCCCCGCUUGGAAUGACGUGAUUCAGCACUGCCUGACUGGGUCACCAGGAGGAUGUGCUCCAUGGACAGGGCUGGUCUCGCACACACAGCGCGCUGCCCCGGGGGUCGAGGAGACAGAGGCAAUGCACUGUGAGCCGAGGGACAGCCCUGCGGAGUCAUCGGAGUUCGUUCCCAUAGAAGCAUGUGUUGCAGCUGUCAGUCUUCGAUGUAAUCCGACCUUCUCAGGCCUCACGCAGCCCUUUUUGAUGUGUCACUUGGUGUCACAGCUCUGUGCCCCCAGAGCCUGGUCCCGACGGGCAGACACGAUGGAAGCGGUAGCUCCAGCGGUAUGUUUGCAGGAGGGCUGGGGACCCGGGUGUGGACGAGAGAGCACUCCUCUCAGCAGAAAGCUGCCUCCCGUCAUUGGAGGCUUCCUGGGGCCUAUCGUUGUGAUGCAGUCACACAGGACAGCCUUUCGUUCUUGAUUGCUAACGUCAGAUCAUCAAUUCCUGGAAUCGAGACUGCCCUGCCAAGCAGGGGGCAGCGUGGAGGCAGGCCUGGGUGGCCUGGCUGCCGGGUGGCUGGCCCUCCUCCACAUGCAAUCGUCGGGGAAGCCCCGAGUCUGCAAGGACAAUAUGGACGGUGAUUUUAAAGCGCAAACCUAGACUUUUCUGUGAGAAAUGCUGGGAGGUGAUGUGGGACACUAAAGCUGGGUGGGAGGACUGUAUAAAUGUGUUAUAUGCCUUUGGUGACUUUUGGUGUAAGGCAAGCUGUUGAAUGGUUCAGUUGUGCAUUUCUUAUUUUGAUGUGUCAUGUAUGUUAAUAUAAUGAAAUAAAGUCAAAACUGGUACCUGUUUAUACAUAAA
Molecule: messenger RNA, 5027 nt
Organism: Echinops telfairi (small Madagascar hedgehog)
Lineage: Eukaryota; Metazoa; Chordata; Mammalia; Afrosoricida; Tenrecidae
Gene: DUSP16
Product: dual specificity phosphatase 16
Exons: 7
Coding region: 441-2405 (654 amino acids)
Biological process (GO): protein dephosphorylation; negative regulation of MAPK cascade
Cellular component (GO): nucleus; cytoplasm
Molecular function (GO): protein tyrosine/threonine phosphatase activity; MAP kinase tyrosine/serine/threonine phosphatase activity
Source: RefSeq, a predicted model, not a curated record